Fusarium mangiferae is the source of this 1077-nucleotide messenger RNA. RefSeq lists its product as uncharacterized. The record is from RefSeq and is a predicted model, not a curated record. NCBI's taxonomy places the organism in Eukaryota, Fungi, Ascomycota, Sordariomycetes, Hypocreales, Nectriaceae. Gene Ontology annotation, molecular function: metal ion binding; mRNA binding. The transcript has 2 exons. Gene Ontology annotation, biological process: cytoplasmic translation. Gene Ontology annotation, cellular component: cytosol. Bases 1 to 1077 code for a protein of 358 amino acids.
AUGCCUCCCAAGAAGGGUAAGGAGCCUGCGGCCAAGAAGGCCACUAAAACGGUCGAGGACCGAACUUUCGGUAUGAAAAAUAAGAAGGGAGGUGCUGCCCAGAGGGAAAUUUCACGCAUGCAGGCGAACCUGAAGAACAGUGGCUCGGCCGAGGAGAAGAAAAAACAGGCCGAGAGGGAGGCUCGUGAGCGUGAGAAGAAGGCGGCCGAAGAAGCCAAGAGGGAUCUAGAGGCUAUGAUGAACAAACCAGCACAAGUCCAGAAGGUGCCUUUUGGCGUUGACCCCAAGACAGUUGUUUGCAUCUUUUACAAGAAAGGCAACUGUGAGAAGGGCAAGAAGUGCAAGUUUUCACACGACCUUUCUGUUGAGCGUAAGACAGAAAAGAAGAACCUGUACAACGAUUCAAGGGGAGAGGAAGAGGAGAACAAGAAGGCCGAAACUUCAGCAGACUGGGACGAAGACAAAUUGCGAAGUGUCGUUUUGUCAAAGAAGGGCAACCAGCAAACCACAACCGACAAAGUGUGCAAAUACUUCAUCGAGGCUAUUGAGGACGGCAAGUAUGGUUGGUUCUGGAUUUGCCCUAACGGAGGAGAUAAGUGCAAAUAUAAGCAUGCGCUGCCACCUGGAUUCGUUCUGAAGACCAAAGAGCAAAGAGCAGCAGAAAAGGCGCUUAUGGACAAAUCACCACUCAAGACCCUCACACUCGAGGACUUCUUGGAGUCUGAGCGACACAAGUUGACCGGUACUCUUACGCCAGUCACUCCCGAGACUUUCGCCAAGUGGAAGAAGGAUCGCCUCGACAAGAAGGCAGCCGAGGAGCAAGCCCGCAAGGCCAAGGAGAACACUGGUCGUGCUCUGUUCGAGAGUGGCAAGUGGAGAGAUGAGGAUGACUCCGACGACGAUGACGAAGAUGACGAUGUCUGGAAUCUGCAGAAGCUUCGUGAAGAGACAGAGGCUGUGCGCUCCAAGAAGGAAGAGGAGCGUCUGCUGGCAAGCUAUGAUACUCCUAAUAAUGGCACCACGGGCCAGGCAACCCCAGCAGAGGAUACUCCAGCUGAGACAGCAACCGGAUCUUGA